Tinamus guttatus (white-throated tinamou) is the source of this 1657-nucleotide messenger RNA. The record is from RefSeq and is a predicted model, not a curated record. NCBI's taxonomy places the organism in Eukaryota, Metazoa, Chordata, Aves, Tinamiformes, Tinamidae.
AUGCCUUUGGAGCCCGGCUUCCUCCCAGGCUGCAGAGAGAGCCUCUUCCUCCUCCUCCUCCUCGUGCUGGGCCCAACGUUCCCAACCGGCCCCGGGAUGCUGGUGCGCGAGGAGGCGUCCGGCCCCGGAGCCGCCUGCGCCGCGUCCUGCGGCGUCCGCCUCUAUUUCCGCGACCUCUUCAGCGGCAACAGCAAGAAUGCGUUCGAGCUGCCGGGGACGGUGCCGCCGGCGUGUUUCCAGCAGAUCCUCUCCUUCUGCUACACCGGCAAGCUCACCAUGGCGGCCAGCGAGCAGCUCGUGGUCAUGUACACGGCCGGCUUCCUGCAGAUCCAGCACAUCGUGGAGAAGGGCACGGACCUCAUGUUCAAAGUGAGCUCGCCGCACUGCGACUCGCAGACGGCCACCAUGGAGGAGCCCGGCUCGGAGCCGCAGAGCCCGUGCCUGUCGCGCGUCUCCUACUACGGCGUGCCCAACCUGGCCACCCUGCUGCCCGGCGUGCCGCCCGUGACGUACGCGCAGGGCGAGCGCACGAGCCCCGGCGCCAGCAGCCUGCCCACCACCGACAGCCCCACCUCCUACCACAACGAGGAGGACGACGAGGACGACGAGGCCUACGACACCAUGGUGGAGGAGCAGUACGGGCAGAUGUACAUCAAGUCCUCGGGAGAAUACUCCGUUGCUCAAGAAAAGCCAGAGCAGAUCCCACUGGAGAAUCGCUCCUGCGUCCUCAUCCGGCGGGAUCUGGUCGCGCUCCCAGCCAGUCUCAUCAGUCAAAUCGGAUACCGCUGUCACCCAAAACUCUACUCGGAGGGAGAUCCUGGAGAAAAACUAGAGCUCGUCGCAGGUUCGGGCGUUUACAUCACUCGGGGCCAGCUCAUGAACUGCCACCUGUGUGCAGGGGUCAAGCACAAGGUUCUCCUGAGACGUCUCCUGGCCACCUUCUUUGAUCGGAACACGCUCGCCAACAGCUGCGGCACCGGGAUCCGGUCGUCCACGAGCGAUCCCAGCCGGAAGCCGCUGGACAGCAGGGUCCUCAACGCCGUGAAACUGUAUUGUCAGAAUUUUGCCCCAAGCUUUAAGGAAAGCGAGAUGAAUGUUAUAGCAGCCGAUAUGUGCACCAACGCCCGCCGCGUCCGCAAGCGCUGGCUCCCGAAGAUUAAGUCCAUGCUGCCCGAAGGGAUGGAGAUGUACCGCACGGUGAUGGGCUCCAGCACAAACAGUGUCCCCCUGGACGCCGAGUUCCAGCCCAACACUGCUCAGGUCUUCGAGCAGCGCAUCUAUGCAGAACGGAGGAGCGAGUCGGGGACUAUAGUAGCCCUGAGAACUAACACGGUAAACGUAGAUCUAAGCAACGGCUCCAACCCGUCCUUUGAACAGAGCGAGGAUGCCGAAGGCGCUGGCUCUGUUAUACAAGAGGCAGCUGCCACGGAUGCGCUGGCAUCGGAUACCCAAAGCACUCCACAACCUUUCGAGCAAGGCUCGGGCUCCACUAGCCGGCCAGAAACUCCCGUGAGGAGACAGGAUGGUACCUACGGAGGGACUUUAUAAAGAGAGCAAACAUUUUGUGAUCUAUAAGGGAUCUGUAAUACUAAAGCUGCUUGCAUGCAUUACUAAUACGAAACAAAAAAAUGUGAUCAAGCCACUUACCUACUGAACU